Peromyscus eremicus (cactus mouse) is the source of this 351-nucleotide messenger RNA. RefSeq names its product cytochrome c oxidase subunit 8B, mitochondrial. Lineage: Eukaryota; Metazoa; Chordata; Mammalia; Rodentia; Cricetidae. Bases 98 to 310 code for a protein of 70 amino acids. The transcript is spliced from 2 exons. The record is from RefSeq and is a predicted model, not a curated record. Gene Ontology annotation, cellular component: mitochondrion. Gene Ontology annotation, biological process: mitochondrial electron transport, cytochrome c to oxygen.
GCUAUAAAAAGCCCUAACUGCCCAAGUGAGCAGAGGACGUGCAGCGGGCACCCAGGGUACCUCUUUGGGGCCAAGGAAGGAGCACAACCUGAGAAUCAUGCCAAGGCUUCCCCCUGUCCUGCGGCUGCUCCAAGCUCCUGUGAAGUAUACAGUGGUUCCCAAAGCCCAUGUCUCUGCCAAGCCAGCCCAAACCCCCACUUCCGCUAUGGAGCAGGCUGUGGGGAUCAUGACCAUAUUCGUCGGCUUCAUGGUUCCUGCAGGAUGGGUCUUAUCUCACUUGGAGAGCUAUAAAAAAAGCUCCACAGCAUAAACUGGCACAGCCCUGAAAGAUUAAACUCUUCCAUCCACCUA